UCGUCACCCCUGUUUGUACUCUUACUGUACAAGAUUGUAUCAAGUGGGAAAAUCGAUUUAAUAUUUUUUAAAAUCGUAAACAGGAACCGAAUUGGGUACAUUCCAUUCUGAGUUCAAAUACUGUAAAGGAAACAAAUUUUGUGAUUCAUAUUUGCGGACCGACGGGGCGGCUUGCUGGCAGAACCGUUAGCAUACCGGACAAAAUGCUUAGCGACAUUUCGUCCGUCCUUAAGUUCUGAGUUCACAUUCCGCCGUGGUUAACUUUGCCUUUCAUCCUUUCGAGGUCGAUAAAAUAAGUACCAGUCCAAUAUAGCGGUUGAUAUAAGCGACCUUCCCCUCCUCUCAAAUAUUGUUAACUCGGUGAAGGUAAAGAAUACGCACUCUACCCGUUUUCGGGGGUUAGGGUUAAGAUUACGUUUAGGGUUAGGGUUACGCCGAAAAUGGGUGGUGUGCGUACUUUUUACUUCCGCCGUUAAGUCUAUGCCAAAAUUUGAAACCAUAUUUGCGGAGUGAUAGUAUAGGUUACUCAUCAUGCACUGUAGUCGAUUCACCCGACAAGGUUAUUAAAAACUUAUGGCCGUCCAACUAACUUCUAAAAAUAUUGGAUUAAAAAUACACAUUUGGACAAUUUGGUGGAUUUGAACCUGAACCGCUUAUUUUCAAAGAAAUCGUUCCAUUCCAACCAAAUUUAAGAUGAAAUACUGAUGUAUUUAUUUCCGUUGCUCGAAAAGAUUGGAUGACGUUUCAAACACGUGAGCAACAUAGAUUUCUUUAAUAUAAAUUGAUACAAAUACUUAAAAAUUAGACGGAAUUCAAUGAACAGACAAAUGGGCUUAAUGCGAAAAAUGCCAAUACUUUCGGUCGAUUCCGAUUUUACGAUUUGUCCAAUUUGCAAAGGAGAAUACAAUGAACCAAAAGCUUUGUCCUGUCUACAUACGUUUUGUGAAGAUUGUCUUCAGGACGAUAUAAAUCGUUGCCAGCAACGUUCUGAACGGGUUAUCACUGGUUUUCCAUGUUACGUAUGUCGAAAACAUAUAGCCCCACCUGAUGUUGAUAUAGCCGUUUGUGAGUGGGCUAAAUAUUUCGUUACUAAUUUUUACGUUAGAAAGUUGCUGGCCGAAGACAAAGAUUGUUGCGAUGUAAGUUGUCAAAGUCAUAAAAAUUUAAGCAAGCUGCAUGUAACAAAACGGGUUUCUAGUUGUCAGGAAAAUGUAAGUGACGACUGUAAUGAUUCCCGUGAAAUAAUUAGUAAAUCAUGCGAUACAAGGAAGCUUAGUAGGCAAAGUACUGACAUUUGCCACAUCCACGUCAAUGAAUUCUUGAAAUUGUUUUGUGACAGUUGUGAUGAACUUGUGUGCAAUACUUGUUACGUGCAACGACAUCGAAAAUGUAGUCGAGUGUUGUCACUGGAAGAUACAACAGAAGUAAAAGAAGAGACCUUAAAAUUAAAGCAAGACCUAGAAAUAAGGAGAAAAGAAGCUGAAACAUUUGUUUGUGAUAUCCUGCACCAAAAGAACGCUGCUGUGGAGCAAAAGGAUCAAAUAUUGAAAGAAAUUCGAAGCGCUCGCCAGUCGAUGGAAAAACUGCUUCUAGAAAAAGAAAAACUUUCCAUUGAAAACCUAGAUAAGAUAUAUUCAUUAGAAGCCGAAAGUCUGGACAAACUCCUCGCAAAAGGAGAAGACCUUUUGGAUUCAUUAUGUACCUCAAUCGAAUACAUUUGCUCAUGCGAAAACAAUCGCAAUCUCAGUUUUAUUGGGGUUCAUAAAAACGUUAAGUCUACAGUUUCUAAUCUCUGGGAGCCAAACAAUACAACUAUAAAGAAUAGACUUAACAGGACAAUUACAUUUGUCCCCAAUUCGAAUUUUAUUUACUGUUUUCGUAAAUUGCAAGAAAAGUCGAUGGGAGAAUGUAUUCUUUCUGCAAGCAACCGCCCCCGUGUUCCAAAUAUAUUUGACAGAUGUUUAAAUAUGGCAGAUAAAGACGAUGUCCUCACUAAGUGGAUAUUUACAUUGCCAUUUUCUCAGUCGGAAGCAACUUCCUCAAAACCUGCAACUAAGAUGGUGUCUAAAGUGAUGGAAUUCUCGGCUAAAGUAGAAUCGGAGAGACAAUGUCAGAUAGACGAUUUCGUUCUGUUAUCAGACGGUAAUUUACUCUUAACUGAUUGGAUGAAUGAGAAAGUAAAGAAAUUCAAUAAAAACGGUGAACUGUUAGGCGAGUUAGCGAUUAGCUCUUGGCCAUGUCGGAUAAGUAAUUUAACAGAGGAUCAAGUAGUAAUUACCUUACCACGUACAAGAGAAAUCGCAUAUCUUUACCAUAAUGGAAUUCUGGAACUCGAUAAAAUAAUGACUGAAUAUCGCUACUACGGAGUAGCGGCGCUUGAAAACAGUCUGAUAGCUUGCUCUAGUUACUUACCACCGAAAAUCGAUCUCCUGUCCAAGCAAGGUGAAAUAAUAUCGUCAAUUACCAAUGAAGUGUUAGAGAAACCGAUUCUACUCUGGCCUCAUUACUUGACUGCUACCAAAACCGGCGACUUGGUGAUCUCUGAUUUUUGCAAGAAAUGUGUAAUAUGUAUUGAUGUAAAAACCGUGAAAGUUAAAUUUAUUUAUAAAUCGAGCAGAAUGAAAGUGUUUUGUCCUUGUGGCAUCGAUGUCGGAGAUGACGGUUGCAUUUAUGUUGCAGAUUCAAAGGAGAACAAAAUUUACAAGUUUUCAAUUGACGGUGAUAUUAUAAAUUUAUUCUUGACUCCAAACGAUGGUUCUAAACAUAUGGGAUUAACCGUCUGUGAUAGUAGGGCCGUCAUCAUAUCCGGAGAAACGCCAUCAGAUUCUCUUAAAACCUACCUGUUGUGAUUUACCAUUUUUAAUUUAUUUGAACAGCUUUCUGUACAAAGCAUCUUUACGUUCUAAUAUAACUAAACUGAAUAUUUAAAGAAAUUGUUUAUCAGCCUGAAACCAUUCCUAGUUGUGUAAGUGAUUAUUUCCAUGACAAUACACACCUCGUAAAAACUUAAUCUUUGAUUAUAACUGUAGAUUUCGGUAAGUGCUUAUUUACGCAAACAUUAUUCUACGGUCAGAGGAAAUCCAUCUUAGAGGUCUGUCUUAAGUAACUAAAGGUUUGUCAUAAGCUCUAACCUUACUUGCCCGGUUCUGAAAGUACCGUGCUGUUAUUUUGUUCAUAUUCUAAUUGAAUAGAUUGUCACCAGCCAAUUUUACCAUAUUGAACGAAGGUAGAGUAUCUAAAAUAAUUUAGAUUAAUUUAAAUUUGAAAUCUACUCCUUACGCAGUCUUCCAAAUUUCAGUAUUUGAGUGUCAGUAUUUAACUGUCAAGUUUCGUCGUUAGCUAUUUCGGGAAAAAUUCCUCACUUAGGGAAUGGUUACUCUUGCAGAAUCUUGAUUCUCAGAUUCGCUGAUAAACAAUUUAUAAAUUUAUGAAAGUCUUCUGAAAAGUUGUUGUUUUUUUUUAUUUAUUUAUUUAUUUUUUUUUUAAAGCUUACUUCUAGUCCCUAACCUUGUUACUGUCGUGUUAAUAGUUGAGAAUGAAUGGCCUUCGUUAAUUUGUUUUUUGUCCUGAAGAAAUAACGAAAACCUUGAAUUUUGUGAGGUGUUUGCUAAUUGUACAGAUCUUCAGUUAUCUCGAUUAAACUCCAGAAAUUCUUCAAAAAUGUUAUACCAUUUACAUGGUAAAAAUAUUUUGUAACAUUUGUUCUAUCUUCGUACUUUUUUUUUUUUUUUUUUUUUUUUUUUUUUUUUUUUUUUUUUUUUGUUAAUUCCAAUUAUUGUCUUAGUUUCUAAUGAAACCUGUUUCCCCACAUUCUUGAUAGAGGAAUAUUUAUUUUUAUCUUUCAAUUUUGAGUUUAUCAUUUGAGUAUUAAAAAAAAAAUUGGCUACACUCAAUCUGUUUAAAUGAUCCAGUGAAGGUGCGUAGUUUGGUGGUUAGGAUAUUCAGCUAACGAUCGUAAGGCCGUGAGUUCGAUGUAUUGCAGCGCAUUGUAUUCUUGACAAAUACACUUUAUAUCGCGUUGCUUCAGUGCACUCAAAAUGAAAGGUACUUAGAUUUCAAAGGCCCAGCUUUGUCAUAUCACAAAGAACCUCCCUGAGAACUACGCUACGGGUACGUGUAUCUGGAGUGUUCAACCACUUGUACGUUAA
Messenger RNA from Octopus bimaculoides (California two-spot octopus), 4148 nucleotides. RefSeq lists its product as uncharacterized. NCBI's taxonomy places the organism in Eukaryota, Metazoa, Mollusca, Cephalopoda, Octopoda, Octopodidae. Gene Ontology annotation, molecular function: ubiquitin protein ligase activity. Gene Ontology annotation, cellular component: nucleoplasm. The record is from RefSeq and is a predicted model, not a curated record.